AUGAUGAAGAUGGGAGAAGAAAAGAAGGAAGAAAGGAGGACGAAGAAGAAUUUAUCACAAAAUCCCGAAGAGGACGAAGAGGAUUAUUGGAAGAGACAAGCAGGGCCGGAUCUUCGGCUGCGAAACGUCGCCAAGGGCAGCAAGGGCCUUCAUUUGAAGAAGUACUUGGAAGACGCAGAAGAAGUAAAGCUGUACUGGCAAAUUGGAUACUCAAAAAAGGGGCCUAAGGGGGAGCAGCAGAUAUCAAAAGACGAUGGAAAAGAGACGCCGGCAUAA
Molecule: messenger RNA, 276 nt
Organism: Trichophyton benhamiae CBS 112371
Lineage: Eukaryota; Fungi; Ascomycota; Eurotiomycetes; Onygenales; Arthrodermataceae
Exons: 3
Coding region: 1-276 (91 amino acids)
Source: RefSeq, a predicted model, not a curated record